AUUUUAUUACGUACCAAGUAGAAAAAUGGCAGAGAUCUGACGUAUACUUAAAUCACCGAUGCGCAAAAUAAUUUUGCAAUGUCUCCGAAAUGAUUGCUUCAUUCGGAGAUACUGCAAAUGAUGAUGGCACAACUUCUUCGAGUGUGCAAACUGGAAGUCUCUUGUGUAGUUAGAAGUUAUGGAACUUAUAGAUACCAACAAGAUCAUUAUGAAACCUUAAAUGUUUCACCCAAUGCAUCGCAGAAAGAAAUCAGACGAGCUUUCAUCAAAUUGUCGAAACAACUGCAUCCUGACAUAAGUGGAAAACACAGUCAUGCUGAUUUUGUGAAGUUGAAUGAAGCUUACUCAAUUUUGGGAAGAGAAAAUACCAGACGCCAAUACGAUUUAGACUUGAGAUAUACUAGAUACAAUCCAUCCUAUACAUAUAACUCACAAAACAGACAAUAUGGAAGUCAAUGGGAAUAUGAGGUACGUUCAGCGGGAGGACCAUGGCCACCGCCUCAACAAAAGCCAGAUGCAUCCUUUGGUCGUCUAAUGGCUUUUCUUUUCCUUGGGUUAGGGUUGGUACAAGUUUAUUUUAUGUUUUAUUCUAUCAGAAUGAGAAGGAUUGUGAUUUUUCGAAGUGAUAAAUUAGAAAAUGAAUAUCAACAAACUAGGUACGUCGCGCAUAAAAAAUCCAAUGAUAAUCAAUAUAUCGUAGAGAAUAUUAACUCUGCAGAGGAUCUUAAUGAGUACCUAGGUAAAAGCAAUAGUUAAUUUUAGCAUAAAUUAUAUCAAAAACUGAAUUAAAAGUGUCAGUUAUUA
Molecule: messenger RNA, 804 nt
Organism: Nylanderia fulva
Lineage: Eukaryota; Metazoa; Arthropoda; Insecta; Hymenoptera; Formicidae
Product: dnaJ homolog subfamily C member 4
Source: RefSeq, a predicted model, not a curated record